AGCAGAUUAGAAAUGUUGGUGCGGAUUACUUUAUAACCCAGAUUGAGGGAGAGGAGAGGGAUUCUUCAGUAGGAUUUUGGUGGUGAAGGACCGCUUCCUGUGAGCAUUCAGGAUGCCAGUCAUAAAUGUGGAUGACCUGACGGACAAAGAUAAGGCUGUGAUGGAAGUGAACCAACUCAAAAUUGAAGUAAAGCUUGAGAGGUGGUUGACAUCCAAAUGCUGUGAGGAAAUCAAGGAGUACAUUCAGGCUGGCGUGGAGGAGGACACCCUCGUCAAAGGCAUUUCAGAGGAGAAGAACCCCUUCAAGGAGAAAGGUGGCUGUGUCAUCUGCUGAAAUGGACCUGAGGAGCUUUUCCUAUCUCAGAUUAGUACCCAAGGACAUUCUCCCGCCCCUUGUAAAGUGGAUUUGCUGACUGAGAAGACUAGAAGGACAUGAUAAAGACAGGAGUUAUACAACUGCACGAGCUACCCUAUAAAUGAAUUUACCAUUUUUUGGGGUCAGCUAAAUUUUGUUCUGCACGAGUUCCAGCAACAAUGCUUCCCUCUCAUGUGAUGUAAAUAGUCUGAGUAAAAUGGGCCUGUGUGUUGUUUCAUGCACUGAAGCAACUGUCAUUAAACGUGCAUGUUGAUAACUCAAA
Molecule: messenger RNA, 638 nt
Organism: Poecilia latipinna (sailfin molly)
Lineage: Eukaryota; Metazoa; Chordata; Actinopteri; Cyprinodontiformes; Poeciliidae
Gene: gngt1
Product: guanine nucleotide binding protein (G protein), gamma transducing activity polypeptide 1
Exons: 3
Coding region: 113-334 (73 amino acids)
Biological process (GO): G protein-coupled receptor signaling pathway
Cellular component (GO): heterotrimeric G-protein complex
Molecular function (GO): G-protein beta-subunit binding
Source: RefSeq, a predicted model, not a curated record